Anopheles funestus (African malaria mosquito) is the source of this 555-nucleotide messenger RNA. RefSeq lists its product as uncharacterized. Lineage: Eukaryota; Metazoa; Arthropoda; Insecta; Diptera; Culicidae. The transcript is spliced from 2 exons. Gene Ontology annotation, biological process: cilium organization. The record is from RefSeq and is a predicted model, not a curated record. Bases 1 to 555 code for a protein of 184 amino acids.
AUGAAUUUUGCCGAUCCAUGGGUGACGCAGGACAAUAUAGCUGGUGAAUCAUUUAGCAACAGUAACAGCACCGCCAUUAGCGAACACAUUCCGCCAGCAAACGCAGCAGUACCUGCGGACACCGCCACCACCAUUGUUGCCAUCGCUUCGUUGGAGUUUGAAGAUAAUUUCAUUCCUCAGCAGCCACCACUGAAUCCGCGAGAACCGCAAGAUAAUCGUCUUCCGGACUCGGACAAUUAUUUAGCUGCAUUAGAAAAGCGUUUGCAUCGGCUGAAGAAUCAUCCGAGCGUGCUGCAGCAGUUGGCCGAACGUCGUGAAGCUUGUAUGCAAUCGUUGCUCGGAGGAACCGUAGCACUGCGUACAGACGCUGACCUGGAGUUGGAAGAACCCGUCAACAGCAACGAGUUACUUCGAUUCAUACGCCCAGAGCAAGCCCUUUCGCAAGCGGAAGUUGUGCAAUUGGUUCAGCACGAUCAGCUACAGCUAGAGGCCGAAGAGCACGAAGAAACGCGUGAAGGUGAAGAAAGCGGUACCGAAAGCUCGACGUCACGCUAA